Messenger RNA from Daucus carota subsp. sativus, 1729 nucleotides. RefSeq lists its product as uncharacterized. Gene Ontology annotation, biological process: rRNA base methylation. The record is from RefSeq and is a predicted model, not a curated record. The coding region runs from base 42 to 1409 and encodes 455 amino acids. Lineage: Eukaryota; Viridiplantae; Streptophyta; Magnoliopsida; Apiales; Apiaceae. The transcript has 5 exons. Gene Ontology annotation, molecular function: rRNA (cytosine-N4-)-methyltransferase activity.
UAUUUUCGCAAAUCAAAUGAAAGCUUGAAUUUUUAUCAGCCAUGGCAGCAGCAUCACUCCUCAAAACCCUCUUUCUCAACUCCUCUCUCUCCCCAUCACCGCCGCUCCUCUCUUUCUCUCCGCCCCACCGCCGCCUCCUCAUCUCCUUCUCCACCACCACCUCAAAAAUCACAUCAAAAACCAAGAAAAAAUCCAAGAAAACCAAACAAAAUCAAAAACCCACCACUAAGAACAUCAAUGAUGCCAUCAAAGAUGAUGUAAAAAGCAAGAGAUUGGCUGAUUUAGCUGCUGUGAAACGUAGGACCAGGUCUGAUAAGGAGUUUGAUGAGGAGGCUGUGCUGAAAUUUGGGGACAGUGGGUCCCACAUACCUGUGAUGCUUGGUGAGGUUUUGGAGGUUUUUGGGUGUGUUCAGCUGAGGAGUUUUGUGGAUUGUACUCUUGGUGCUGCUGGGCAUUCGUCUGCGAUAAUUCAGGCCCAUUCUGAAAUGCAGUUGUAUGUUGGAAUGGAUGUUGAUCCUGUAGCUCAUGAAAAGGCUCGAGCUCGGAUCGACGACAUCUUGCAUGCUAAAUCUUGCAGUUCAGCUUUAAUCCCAAAAACACACAUAGCAGUUGAAAAUUUUAGAAAUGUCAGGUCUGUGCUUUCUGAGGUUGAUAAGAACAUUAAAGUCUCUGGAAUUGAUGGAAUUCUAAUGGACUUGGGAAUGUCAUCCAUGCAGGUGAACAAUUCCAAAAGAGGUUUUAGCGUGCUUAAUAAUGGACCACUUGAUAUGCGAAUGAAUCCUAAGGCUAGUCUGAAAGCAGAAGACAUAUUAAAUUCAUGGCCAGAUACUGAAUUGGGGAGAAUCCUGCGGGAGUAUGGUGAGGAGAGCAAUUGGCGCUCUCUCCAGAACAAAAUUGUUAAGGCUCGUUUGAGUGGAGGUUUGCAUUCAACUGGUCAACUUGUAGAUCUUAUUCGAAAUUCAACUUUUAAUGCUAAAGGAGGGAGGCAAGGUUGGAUAAAGACAGCAACACGAGUAUUUCAAGCCCUAAGAAUUGCUGUAAAUGACGAACUCAGGACACUUGAGGAAUCUCUGCAUACAUGUUUUAAUUGCCUUGCACCGGGAGGAAGGCUUGCUGUAAUUUCCUUCCACAGUUUGGAGGACAGAAUAGUGAAGCAAACAUUUCUCAAUAUUUUUAGCACCAGUAGCGAUAUAAAUCAAGCCAUAGCAGAAGGAGGUUCAUGCUCAAAUGACAAAGACGCAAUAAAGCUUAAUCGUGCCAUUGAUGAACAAGAAGCAUGGGUUCGACAGAUGAUAAAAGGCAAAAAUGCAAUUAUUCUCACCAAGAGACCCAUAACACCAUCCGAAGAUGAAGAGAAGUUGAAUGUGAGGAGCAGAAGCGCUAAACUCCGAGUUAUUCAAAAGGUUUGAAGGAGGAUACUUUUUUCACUCUUCUAAGUUUUAACCUUGUCAGUUGGACUGCUAAAAAAUGUGGAAGAGAUUACCUUGAGUUGUCUGUUGAACAAAGACACGAAUAGAGAUAGAAAUAGCAGGGGAGCUUAAUUGUUGAGUUAGUUAUGUAGAUAACGGGUAUAUUUAAAUUUUUUUGGUUGUAUGAUUAUUUAUCAUGUAUUCACUCCCUCCUUGUGCCGAAGGGGAGUACACGGGACGGCAUGGCACAGAUUGUAAGACUCUUUUGAAACAGAAUUCCACAAAUUUUUAUAAAAUUCUUUUCUUCUAAAUAAAUUUAA